UUGCUUGCUUGCGUGCAGCUGCAGAUGCUGGAUCCUUACACCGUGGGAUAUCGUCAUCCACAACCUCACCUCCUCCUCUUCCUCCUUUCUACUCUACCAACAUCUACUGCAGUGUCGCUUGUCCGACCUCCCCUUUCACUCCAAACAACGCACCAAGCAAAUACUUCCAGCAAUCGGCAAUGAUGAUUUAGGCACCACCCAAUUCGCAACGACAACAUCGCGGAGUCUCUCCUUGCUCCACUUCUUUGUUCACUCCUCUCUUUCCCUUCUUGCUGAACACCCCAGCACCUGCAUUGUCUCCUUUUCUCCCUUUCUCCUCGUAGAAACCCGAACGCAAUUCUCGCAAUCCACCCUAUCUCGCCCCCAAUUGUGUCGUAACGUCCUCUUCAUCUCCUCUCCGUCCUCCCUCUCCCCUUCUUCUUCCUAGUCUGUGUGUGAUUUCGGUUGUUGGGUGUUUCUCCCCCCGUCGUGAGUUUGUUUCAAUUCGGCUCUUUCUGUGCUACGCGUUGUCUCCUUCCUUGCUGUUGGAGAGGUUUAUACAACCGGGUCCCUGCGAUGUCACUACUUUCGACUGACUUGGUGCACGAAUGGCGCACUUCUCUCCCUGUCCAUGCCUCCCCCGUUGUUAGCAGCAACGUUCGACCCAGUUCUUGCGGUUUCAGAUCCAAACUGAAAGGCGGAAAGGUUGGUCCAUUAAGUACCAUGCCGGUGCUGGGUUUGGUUGGGUCAAAGCGUUCGGGAGUGUUGUGCGCUGCAACAAAGGAAGGGAAGGAGAAAGAGCAGGACACCAAGGAUAUAGAUGCUGAGACCGUGACAAAGAAAUAUGGACUUGAAGCAGGGCUAUGGAAGAUCUUCUCUUCGAAGGACAAAGAAAACAGUCCAGAGCAGGGGACCAAAACUAAUCAAGCAAAGGAACUUUUGAAGCGCUAUGGAGGAGCCUAUUUGGUGACAUCAAUUUCACUGUCUAUAGUUUCAUUCUCACUGUGUUACGUUCUUGUACAAGCUGGGGUGGACGUUACCAGCUUGUUGGACAAGGUUGGCAUUCACGCGAAUGACACUGGAGAGAAAGUUGGAACAUUUGCACUGGCCUACGCUGCGCACAAGGCACUGUCACCAGUUCGAUUCCCCCCAACAGUAGCCCUCACUCCUAUUGUAGCUGGCUGGUUCGGGAAGAAGCCGGAGGAUGAUAAUGACAAGACGUGUUCGUAAAUCGGUCGUUGGUGAUUCUCCUCUGCUUUUGUAUGUACAGUAACCUAUCCACUUGGAAGUAGGGUGUGAGGAGACGUUUCCUAAUAUUGAACAAAGGCAGACAUACAUAUCUAGUGCCCCACGUUGUGCAGCAGUUCAUAUUAAGAUACUGAUUGUAAUACCAUUUAAGUUAAUGAAAACAAAUUAUCGCGAUA
This is a messenger RNA of Physcomitrium patens, 1403 nucleotides long. RefSeq lists its product as uncharacterized. Gene Ontology annotation, cellular component: chloroplast. The record is from RefSeq and is a predicted model, not a curated record. Lineage: Eukaryota; Viridiplantae; Streptophyta; Bryopsida; Funariales; Funariaceae.